Messenger RNA from Chroicocephalus ridibundus (black-headed gull), 2010 nucleotides. RefSeq names its product phosphatidylinositol glycan anchor biosynthesis class K (gene PIGK). Gene Ontology annotation, cellular component: GPI-anchor transamidase complex. Gene Ontology annotation, biological process: attachment of GPI anchor to protein; proteolysis. NCBI's taxonomy places the organism in Eukaryota, Metazoa, Chordata, Aves, Charadriiformes, Laridae. Gene Ontology annotation, molecular function: GPI-anchor transamidase activity. The transcript has 11 exons. The coding region runs from base 16 to 1506 and encodes 496 amino acids. The record is from RefSeq and is a predicted model, not a curated record.
AAGGCGAGCGGCCCCAUGCCGCGGGCUCUUGUGCUGCUGUUUCCCCCCCAUCUCCUCCCCUCCGCAGCAGAGCCCGCCCCGCCGCCGCUCUGGGGGCUGCGCCGCGCCGCUGGAGCUGCCCCGCGGAGCUCUGGGUUGUGGUGGCUUCGGCGAGCGCAGUCCGUGCGCGGCGCUGCCGAACGGAGGGAAGAGCGGACGGUGCCCGACGCGCCGCUGCCGGCCCUGGGAGGACCCUUCCCCCGGCCCCGCCGGCUCCGUUCUGCCCCGUGGGCGGGACGUGCGGGGCCGCGGCCCACCCGGCCGGGGGGGAGGGUGUGCGGAGCGGAGCGUCCCGGGAACGGCGGGGCUCGUCAGGCACAUGUAACUUCUUUAAAGUUAAAAAAAAACAACACCCCACCCUGGCUUUUAGUACGUUUGCAGGAUCAAGCAGAACAGUUCUUUAGAAGUGGACAUACAAAUAACUGGGCAGUUUUGGUGUGCACAUCUCGAUUCUGGUUUAAUUAUCGUCAUGUGGCAAAUACUCUUUCGGUGUACAGAAGUGUCAAGAGACUGGGCAUUCCUGAUAGUCACAUUGUCCUGAUGCUGGCAGAUGAUAUGGCAUGUAAUCCCAGAAAUCCCAAACCAGCUACUGUGUUUAGCCAUAAAAACAUGGAGCUAAACGUGUAUGGAGAUGAUGUGGAAGUGGAUUACAGAAGCUAUGAGGUUACUGUCGAAAAUUUCUUGCGUGUAUUAACAGGAAGAAUCCCCCCAAGCACACCACGGUCUAAACGUCUUCUUUCUGAUGACAGAAGCAAUAUUCUAAUAUAUAUGACAGGCCAUGGUGGAAAUGGUUUCCUAAAAUUUCAAGAUUCUGAAGAAAUCACAAAUGUAGAACUUGCUGAUGCCUUUGAACAAAUGUGGCAGAAAAGAAGGUACAAUGAAUUGCUGUUUAUUAUUGAUACUUGUCAAGGAGCAUCCAUGUAUGAACGAUUUUAUUCACCUAAUAUAAUGGCCUUGGCUAGCAGCCAAGUUGGAGAAGACUCUUUAUCGCAUCAACCUGAUCUAGGGAUUGGCGUUCAUCUUAUGGACAGAUACACAUUCUAUGUGCUAGAGUUCUUGGAAGAAAUUCAUCCAGCCAGUCAGACAAAUAUGAAUGACCUAUUUCAGGUCUGUCCAAAAAGUUUGUGCGUUUCCACACCUGGGCACCGAACUGAUCUCUUUCAGCGGGACCCUCAAAAUGUUCUGAUAACAGACUUCUUUGGCAGUGUGAGAAAGGUAGAAAUUACAACAGAGACAAUUUCUUUGGAUCCUGACUUAGCUGACUUUGAAAGGAAGCUUCCAAAGGAUGAGUUGGCAACAGAGCCACUAAAAUAUGCUGAACAGCUUCCUGUAGCUCAGAUAAUACACCAGAAACCAAAACAAAAGGACUGGCAUCCUCCCGGAGGAUUUAUUUUAGGACUCUGGGCAUUGAUCAUCAUGGUUUUCUUCAAAACAUAUGGAAUCAAGCACAUGAAACACAUCUUCUGAAUUCGAGCAAGCAAGAUGAUUGCGUUGACUGCUACUUUGUCUUCAUUGGUGUCAUCUGAGUGCUCUGUACGUGUAUUAGAGUCGUAGUGAGAAACGGUGUUGAGCUCUCGCUCCUAAAGGUUCUUCUGAAGGCGUCUCUUCUGCCUCCUUUUCUGAAAAUAGUCUAACAAAUGGUUUUAAUGUUUAACGUUUUUGUCACUUUGUCUUGUUUUAAACAUAUUUUAAUGCUUUUCUGAGCAAUUUUUCUUCCUGGUUAAACUUAAAGGGGGACCUAAACAUAGUAACAGAAUUUCUGAGGUUGAUUGUGAAUUGUAAAUGGGCAAAUUUUCCCCCCAUACUUCAAAGUAAAUCUUAGAAGUAGUCAACCUAUCACUAAAGAACUAGACAUUGUGCAGAACGUUAUUUAAGAUGUCAUUUUAUCAAUAAAAACAUAAGCCACUUUGCAGACUUUGGCAUGAUGUAUUGAAAGCUUUAUUCACAAAAAUAAAAAUCCUCUAGAAUAUA